AAUGCCGCCACCGCCAAAAUGGCGCCGGCCAUGAUGCCACCACCACCGCCGGGUGCACUGCCUUCGCCACCGUGGAUGACGCCAGCAAUGGAUCCUGUGUCACCCAAGGUGGAACUGCCAAAGAAUAACGUGCCACAGCCCACGAAUCCAUUAAAGAGCAUCAAAUGGUCCAAGCUGCCGGAUGCCAAGCUCCAGGGCACCGUCGGGAGCGAGCUUGACGAAAGCAAGCUGUAUAACAUGGAUUUGGAGUCGAUAAACAAGCUCUUGUCGGCUUAUCAAAAGAAUGGGGUAUCGGCCACCGAUAGCUCCGAUGAGGAUCUGCGGGCAACUGGCGGCAAGCCAGCCAAGCAGAAGGUGCUCUCAGUGAUCGAUGGACGCCGCCAGAACUGCACCGUCCUGCUCAGCAAGCUGAAGAUGAGCGAGGCCAUUUUCUCGAUGGACAGCAACGAGCAGCUGCUAAAGUUUACGCCCGUGGUGGAGAAACAUGCACUGUUGGAUGAGCAUAAAGAGGAUAUUGAGUCACUGGCCCGCGCCGAUCGCUUCCUUUACGAAAUAUCAAAGAUUCCCCACUACGAGUAAAGGCUGAAGAGUCUCCACUACAGGAAGCGCUUUAUGCCGACGGUCAACGAUCUUAUACACCGCAUCGCCAGUGUAAUAGAGGCGUACCGCGUAGUGGCUAGUUCCCGACGUCUGCGAAAGCUCCUUGAGCUGAUUCUGGCUAUGGACAACUACAUGACC
Messenger RNA from Drosophila serrata, 738 nucleotides. RefSeq names its product disheveled-associated activator of morphogenesis 2-like. Lineage: Eukaryota; Metazoa; Arthropoda; Insecta; Diptera; Drosophilidae. The record is from RefSeq and is a predicted model, not a curated record.